GGGAAUCUCAAUUAAUCAAUGCGCUUCUGUUGAUCACGCCCUUCGCACCCUUACCCCAAGAGGUGGGGCCGCUCUCGAUCGCAUUCCCUCAGAUGCGUCGCCGGCAAAACGUUCAUUUCGAUGGCAUGAUCGGAAGAUGAACGUGCAUCUAGAACACUCAAGCGGGUCGUUGUACAUACGAUCAUGACCGGCGACACGCGCCACACCGCAAGGGGCAGCAGCAGAUUAAAACGACGAUUAACGGGGGACGACGACAGCGGCAAAUCGAAUCGCGCUGCAGAUGAGUCGGUCUCAAAUCCGAAGCGGCAGCGGGUGUCGCGUGCUUGCGACAACUGUCGUUCGAAGAAAGACAAGUGCGACGGCGUCAAACCGGUGUGUUCGACAUGCGCUUCGUUAUCGCGCCCGUGUACAUACAAAGCAAAUCCGAAGAAGAGGGGCCUGCCGACGGGGUAUAUUCGCUCGCUUGAACUACUAUGGGGUCUUGUGUUCUGCAAGAUACAGGGGAGCGAGGAUGUGGUUCGGGCGUUGUUGAAAACGGCCAAUUUACCGAGUCAUUUGGCGUCGAUGGGUAAAGAAACGGAGGCGUCGGAUACCCUCCUAGCUUCGUUCAAGAACAGCGCUAUGCUAAAAGAUAUCGAGAAGAUGAUUUUAUCUUUGGAACAGCCAGAAGAGGAUCAGGACAAGAGUGAUCAUAUUCCGGGAGAUAAUGACUCUCCCUCUGAUGCAGGGAGUAGUGCGCUGGCUUCUCACGCCCUCGAAUGGCAUUUGCCCCAGAUACAAGCAUAUGGGGGAGAAGCCUUGACUACACCUGGUUUUUCUCCCACCAAAACACCUAGUGUUACAUCAACUGCUAGGCUUCCUCCAAGUAUGACUCGUGAUUGUGGAAGUCAAACUAUGGACACCGAUGUGACGAUCCACCCCCCGUCCCAGCCCUUGUCUCUCCGAGUUGACCACCAUACAACACCACUCAAACUUCCUUCCAAUGUAUGGCCUUUGCUUGACAUAUACUUUUCCUACACGCAAUGCUGGUUUCCUAUACUUGAGAAGCAUGACAUACUUCGCACCGCAUUUCGCCAUUCUGAAGACGACGCGCCGGUCGAUCCCUCGUCGCCUGGUUCCGGAGAUUAUGCUGCUCUUUGGGCCGCUUUGGCCCUUGCUUCUGUUCAAGAUACAUCAAUCUCCAAGACUGGCGCUCGCAGUCGACAGGACUGUAAUGUGUUGUAUACCACAGCCAAGAGCCUAAUCCCUGACGAGAGUGACGCUUAUGAAAUGGGCCACGUGCAGGCAUUAUUGAUCUUGUCCCUCGUGAAGUUUGGCCAGCACAAGUGGAUGACAUCCUGGAUUCUUGUAGGGCAGGCUGUUCGGGUUGCACGCUUCUUUUCAGGGUUAGACUCUCUUCAGGGACAGCCCGCGAAUCGAGACGGUAUGGCUUCUCCGCGUACCAAACAUGUUCUCUUGGGCUGUUUUGUCCUGGAAACAUUGAUAUCUAUGCAAAUUGGCCAGGCUCCCUCCAUGCGGAAAGAUGAUGUGGCGAAAAUUGGUUUGAUCAACGAAGAUGGCUUGGAAGAGUGGCACCCAUGGGAGGAUCAGACCGGCCUCCAAGCAGGCGAGCCAUCGCGUGGUUCAUUCCACAGGGGCCCUCUCCUUGCUUUAAGCACGUUCAAUCGUCUGGUCUCGCUGAUGUGUAUCUUGAAUGAACUUUGCUGUUUACGACAAAGCCCACCCGCCGCCCUACCACAGCUCGAGACACUCCAGCGACAGCUACAAUCGUGGGCGUCCGCGCUUUCGAAGAGCUACCGCGUCGAUCUACAGAACCCUGCCAAAGUGGGCUCGCCACAUAUCUUUGGCCUAGAAGUGAUGUACGAGAGCGUUACUACAUCACUAAACACUCAAUUCGCCGUCCAACAGGGUGAUGGGCACGGUCUAGAGUCAUCGUAUAUGAAGUGUGCCACGGAAAGCUCCAGAAGGUUACUAUUGCUGCUCCAAGCCUAUGUGGAGAAUUACAGUCUGGCUGCGACAUGUCCGACAUUCGGAAUGAUCUUGGGAUUUGGAACCCUACAAACCACCCUGUCCUUGGAGGCUGAGCCUGAGCUAAAGAAAGAGCUCCAAUCUUUCGUGUCCCGCUUGUCAGCAGUAUGGGCAGAUCCAAAGAUUACCGUUCCAGAACUGACGCCCGCGGAACAACCGCCAACAUCAGAAACCAUGACUCUCACAAGGACUCGAGAGGAAACUCACUCUCACGUACCCUCGGAUAACUCUACUGUCAUACCUCAAGCCACAACUAAUAUCUCCAUAAACCCGUCACGAAGCACGCAAAUGACGAACGAAAGCCGCAGAGACCUCGCUACCCCGGAGUCACUCAUAGCCAAUCUAUGGAUGAGGACGCCGAGCAACACCGAAGGAAACAUACCGUUAUCUUUAUCAACGCCCACGCCUUCGCUAAACGUGCAUGGAUCCCCAAAGGAAAGCCGCCACCGUGCAUCUAUGUCUGAAAAACCGUCGAACGAAACACCAAUGGCUAUACCCGACACAGCAACCCAGUUCCACAGAAAUGAACCUCAAUACCCAACACCUUUCACCGAGCCCAACCUUAACCUCGGCGCCUUUGUAGGCGUUGACGGAUACGGAUCUCUCCAAAGACAGCGGAUUGCCCCUGAUUUGGACGCAUUGUUCGAUGAACUAGCAUCCCUUGAUGGGACAGAACACGCUGAUAACCAGCCGGAGUUUAUGCAGAAUCUGGGGUUUGUGCCUGAUGCUGGGAUUCCUGAGUUUUAUCCUUAUACACAUCAGGUGGAUCCUUCGUGA
Aspergillus candidus is the source of this 2805-nucleotide messenger RNA. Its product is annotated as putative C6 transcription factor QutA. Gene Ontology annotation, molecular function: zinc ion binding; DNA binding; DNA-binding transcription factor activity, RNA polymerase II-specific. The transcript has 2 exons. NCBI's taxonomy places the organism in Eukaryota, Fungi, Ascomycota, Eurotiomycetes, Eurotiales, Aspergillaceae. Bases 184 to 2805 code for a protein of 873 amino acids. Gene Ontology annotation, biological process: positive regulation of transcription by RNA polymerase II; DNA-templated transcription. The record is from RefSeq and is a predicted model, not a curated record.